AUGGCAGAGCAAGGAGAGUGUAUGACGCGGAAACUCUUGGAUCUGAUGCAAGAAACUGGAUACCCGCUGGUGCAACACAAUGGACAGCGCAAGUUUGGUCCACCACCGGACUGGGUUGGACCCCCGCCGCAAAAGGGCUGCGAAAUCUUCAUCGGCAAACUUCCCAGAGAAAUCUUCGAAGAUGAACUGGUCCCAGUGUUUUCUAAAGUGGGUAAGAUCUAUGAAAUGCGAUUAAUGAUGGAUUUCUCCGGCUCCAACCGGGGCUACGCUUUCGUUACUUAUUCUACAAAGGCCGAAGCCUCGAGAGCUGUAAAAGAAUUAAAUGGCUUCGAGAUUCGACCAAGGCGACAUAUUGGCGUCGUAAAAUCUGUGGAUAACUGCCGCCUCUUUGUCGGCAAUAUACCCAAGACCAAAACUAAGGAAGAAGUGUACGAAGAGCUUUCCAAGCGCGUGGGCGGAAUUGUUGACUUGAUUCUGUACAAGAAUUGCUAUGACAAAAGACUUAACAGAGGCUUUGCGUUCGUGGAGUUUACUUCCCACAGGGCUGCAGCGAUGGCGCGAAGAGCACUUGUUCCCGGUUGUGUGAAGAUAUGGGACCAGGAGGUGAUGGUAGACUGGGCAGAACCGGAGCCUGACAUCGACGAUGAACAGAUGCAAAGGGUAAAGGUGCUCUAUGUUAGGAACUUUCAAAUAAAGACCACACCUGAAACUAUCCAGGCAGUGUUUGAAGCGGCCAUAAACAAUCAAAUUGAGCGAGUAAAAAAGAUCUAUGAUUAUGCUUUCAUUCAUUUCCACCAUCGUGAACAUGCUGAGUUGGCAAUGAGGAAAUUGCAGAAUGCUGAUAUUGAUGGCAGCAAUAUAGAGAUACGGUGGGCGAAACCAGUUGUUCGAGAAAUAUACCGCAUUCAGAAACUAAACAGAGGGAAUGCAAAGUUCAAUAACAGUUUCAACCUGUCUCAAACUCUUUGGUUGCACAAACAACAGCUUGAGAAGAAAGAAUACAUGUCAUCACCAAAAGACGAUGAAGGUAUUGGUUCUGCUUGCGCAGGAGAAUCCUCAUGCGGAUCACCAUCAGAGAUGAAUUGUUCUGCCUACCCUCAGAUCACUAAGACUAAGGAACAAUAUUCCUUGGCACCAGCUAAGCUUGAUUCUAUGUGCAAAAGGUACAUGUGGGCACCUCCUGUCUACAACUAUCAAAAAUACUUGGACCCUUCAGGUGCAGAGAUCUGGAUAGGAAGAGUGGAGCUCCCACACAUUGGUAUGCCUUUGCUCAGCAUACCCAGACGCCUUGGACCUUUAGCCACUCGACCCUGCAUGUCCAUGCAACAGGCACACAUUGAGGCUGCAGACAGUGCUUUACAAGUAAUAAAGAUGUUGAAAGCAGACCUCAUUCAGCAGUCCAUGCCGCCUCCGCCAAUGGCGCCAGUCUACCCUACCAUCAUGUCCCCGAUGCCAAGCUGUGUGAACCUGCCCUAUGACUACAUAAACCCUCCACCAGCCCUGUACCCAAGACCAAUGCCUGUCACAAUGCCUAUCUGGCGCAGCGUUUGA
Messenger RNA from Spodoptera exigua (beet armyworm), 1551 nucleotides. The record is from the annotation of a GenBank genome assembly. NCBI's taxonomy places the organism in Eukaryota, Metazoa, Arthropoda, Insecta, Lepidoptera, Noctuidae.